Molecule: messenger RNA, 249 nt
Organism: Rhizophagus irregularis DAOM 181602=DAOM 197198
Lineage: Eukaryota; Fungi; Glomeromycota; Glomeromycetes; Glomerales; Glomeraceae
Source: RefSeq, a predicted model, not a curated record
AUGUGGCAAAGAUUUUUGGGAGCUUCUUCAGUUGUCGCAGUUGUCGCAACAAAUUCUUCAAGAGCCAUUCAACCACAGGAUAAUCAUAAUAUUAAUAAUGUUAAAAAAGUAAAUUGUUAUGAUAAUCAUUAUAAUAAUCGUUCUCAUUAUCAUUUUGCGUUCUCAAGAUAUGGUCAAUCUCAACAUACAAACAAUACUAAAUCAAAAAAAACAAAAUAUGGCAAACGAUUUGUAAAAAACUACUUAUAA